GGCGGGAGUUGAGGAAGAGCUCAGGCUUUGAGGUUUAUAAGUCCGCGCAAAACGACAUAGAGGCACAAGGCCUCUCUGAGCUCAGCCUCCUCUUUGCAAACCUCCGCGAGCUACUGACAGAAGGCCAUCCAUUGCCAACAUGAAGUCCCUCACGGCAGCCGUCGCGCUGAUCGCGCCUGUCCAGGCUGGUUUGCGCUUCCCCUGCUCGACCCUCACCGUGCAGCGGCUUGACCCAGUCGUCGAGCCUGGUGCGCUCCCCGCGGCCCACGUCCACCACAUUGUGGGCGGCAACGCCUUCAACGCCACCAUGGAGGGCGAUGUGGGCGCGCGGGCGACGUGCACGACGUGCCAGAUGGCCGAGGACUUUUCCAACUACUGGACCGCGCAGCUGUACUUCAAGCACCCCAACGGCUCGUACCACCGCGUGCCCGUCAUCCCCGUCCAGCCCCUGUUGGGCGGCUCUCAGGGCGCCCAGGCCGGCCUGACCGUCUACUACACCCAAUUCGACCUGUCGAGGGACAAUCUCGCCAAGCAGAAGAUCACCGCCUUUAAGCCCGGCUUCCGCAUGACGGUCGGCAGCCCUACCAACACGGGCAAGCCGCGCGUCGGCAUCCGGUACCAGUGCCUGCAGGGCCAGAACCGGGGCCGCGAGAUGGAUGACUUCCCGACGGGCCCAUGCUCGGGCGGCAUCUUCACCACGCACCACUUCCCCGCCUGCUGGGACGGCAAGAACCUCGACUCGCCGGACCACCAAUCGCACAUGUACAACACGGUAACAUACGACGGCUUCAUGAACGCGGGCCCCUGUCCAGCAUCGCACCCGGUGCGCAUGCCGCAGGUGGCGUACGAGACGGUGUGGGACACGCGCCAGUUCAACAGCAUGUGGCCGUCGGGCACGCCCAACCCCUUUGUGUGGAGCUUUGAGGGCACGGGCGGGGGGUCGCACGCCGACUACAUGUUUGGCUGGAAGGGCGACUCGCUGCAGCGCGCCAUGGACAAGUCCGAGUGCUUCUACGAUGGUUGUGGCUCCAUCGUCAAGCAGGCCAUGAGCGUCGCCAACCAGUGCAAGAUCAAGGAGACCAUCAGGGAGGAUGUCGUUGGCUGGAUGAUGAAGCUUCCCGGCCGCUAAGGGGUUUCUCUUUGAGUCUUAUGAGGAUGCGGUUGAUGCAAGUUCAGUUGGCACUUGUUGCCAUGGUACACCUGGCGGCCUCUGGCAUUAUUAGCGUUUCAAAGCCAGAGUGCUAGGUCGUCUUGCCUUCUCAUUCAGCGUACGGUAGGUAUUACUGUCUUGUGGUACUCGAUUUGAGCAGCUUUCUGGUAUAGUAUCACUUAACAUGAUGUGCCAAAUUCAC
Canariomyces notabilis is the source of this 1352-nucleotide messenger RNA. RefSeq lists its product as uncharacterized. NCBI's taxonomy places the organism in Eukaryota, Fungi, Ascomycota, Sordariomycetes, Sordariales, Chaetomiaceae. The transcript has 5 exons. The coding region runs from base 140 to 1129 and encodes 329 amino acids. The record is from RefSeq and is a predicted model, not a curated record.